Mercurialis annua (annual mercury) is the source of this 2073-nucleotide messenger RNA. RefSeq lists its product as uncharacterized. Lineage: Eukaryota; Viridiplantae; Streptophyta; Magnoliopsida; Malpighiales; Euphorbiaceae. The record is from RefSeq and is a predicted model, not a curated record. The coding region runs from base 1 to 2073 and encodes 690 amino acids. The transcript is spliced from 6 exons. Gene Ontology annotation, molecular function: catalytic activity.
AUGAAGCUGCUGAGCUGGAAUCGUCAGGGGUUGGGGAAUCCCUUGACAGUUCGACUCUUAACAUCUCUUUACAAAGAUUAUUCUCCAGAUAUAAUAUUUUUUGAUGGAAACCAAGAACCCUCGUAUGCGAGUACAAAAGCUGGUUCAUCUUCUGACGUUUCCACAUCAGCUGUUUUUUAUCCUCAAGGAAUUUCUGGUGGCUUUUUGCUUCUUUGGACAGAUGCUAUGGAUGUACAUAUUCAGUCUAUAGGCUCUUUUUUUGUCAUCUGUUCUGUACAUAUGCCUGAUGGCUUCUCUUUUGAUGUAAUUUUAUGUCAUUUUAAUCCUUGUCUUCCUUACAUAAUUAUGCAAUUUAAUGUGAUCAAACAACUUGCACUGUAUCUUUUGCCUAAUUUUGUAAUACUUGGGGAUUUUAAUGACAUAAUAGCUCCUAUUGAGAAAAUGGGAGGUCUUGCUUAUGAUUAUGUCUCACAUCCUCCAUUUCUUUCUUAUAUUAAGGACCUACAACUCUUUGAUUUGAGUUAUUUGGGUACCAGAUAUACUUGGUCUAAUCAUCGCCAAUGGCCAAAUCAUAUACAGAAGCGAUUGGACCGUGGUUUUGGCUCCCCAACUUGGAUCCAUCAUUUUCAAGGCACCAGUAUUCUUCGUCUUCUAGCCAUUGCAUCUGACCAUCAUCCAAUACUGCUUCAAACACAUAGUUUCCCAAUUGUGAGAUCAUCUCAGUUCAUUUUUUUUAUCAACGUUGGGCUAAAUCUUCAGAGUAUUUUUACUCGUUUAAAAUGCAUUCGCCAUAAUCUAGUCAAUUGGAGAAAGCAUAACCAGCUGAAUUCAUCCAAAGUUAUUACCGAUCUAACCCACCAACUACAAGGUAUAUCUAAUCACUCCUCUAAUUCUACUGAUUGGUUUUUUGUCAAAGACUUGGAGUAUCAGCUUUACAGGCAUAUAGAGAGGAGGAACUAUAUUGAUAUAGUUGGCCAUAGUUUAGACUAUUUCCAGGCUUUAUUCACUUCUGGUAAACCCAAUCCUGAUGUACCUUUCUUGGCUGAGUUUCCUUGUAGGAUCACUUCUCAGAUGAAUGCUAUUCUGAUUAAGCCCAUCACUGCUUUAGAAGUAAAAACUGCUCUUUGGGGCAUCAAUCCGACAAAAUCACCAGGAGCAGAUGGCCUGACCAAUUUUAUCUUUCAACAUUAUUGGGAUAUUUUGCAUCAAGAUAUUACCUCUUCCAUUAUUAAAUUCUUCCAAGGAGUACAUAGGCCACAGUCUGUAAAAGAUUUACGUCCAAUUAGCCUUUGUACAAUUUACUAUAAAAUUAUAUCCAAGAUUCUUACUACUCGCCUACAACACAUUUUACCUAGUAUAUUGGAUAUUUCACAAAAUGCUUUCGUCAAAGGCCGCUCUAUUGCAGACAAUAUCUUACUGAUGAAUGAAAUGUUACAUUUUCUGGGAAUUAAAAAACAAGGCAAGCAAGUCACUUAUUCUAUUCGUAUUAAUGGUGGCCUACAUGGAUACUUCAAACCUUCUAAAAGGAUCAGACAGGGGGAUCCACUUUCACCCUUAUUAUUUGUGCUAUGUGCUGAAGUAUCAAGGACUUACCAUGAACCCCCAUGCCCAACUUUAACACAUCUAUUUUUUGCCGAUGACUCCAUUUUGUUUACUUCUGCUACAAAUGGUCAAAUUUCUGUUAUUCUUGAGAUCCUUCAUCAAUAUGCAUAUUACAGUGGCCAAUUUAUCAAUUAUGCUAAAUCAACUGUUUUUUUCAGCAACAAUAUUCCUUCAGACUGGCGUUCUCAUUUUUCUUCCACUUUGGGUGUUUCUGACAAUGCCUAUGAAGGUACCUAUUUGGACUUGCCUUUAUGUAUUCUCCAUUCCAAGACACAGACUUUUGCUCCACUUCUAUCCAAGAUAUGUCUUAAAUUACAUUGCUGGAAGGAACAUUUUCUCUUUAUGAGUGGUAAAGAGAUUUUAUUAAAAGCUAUUGUGGAGGCUAUUCCUGUCUAUAGUAUGAUGUGUUUUCAGUUACCUGUUUCUUUUUUCAACCUUAAGCUCUCAGUUCUGGUGGGGUCAAGUACCUGA